Beauveria bassiana ARSEF 2860 is the source of this 687-nucleotide messenger RNA. RefSeq lists its product as uncharacterized. The record is from RefSeq and is a predicted model, not a curated record. The transcript has 4 exons. Lineage: Eukaryota; Fungi; Ascomycota; Sordariomycetes; Hypocreales; Cordycipitaceae. Bases 1 to 687 code for a protein of 228 amino acids. Gene Ontology annotation, biological process: mycotoxin biosynthetic process.
AUGUUGCCAAAGAUUACCAAGUACAGUCCCGUCAAUAGCGGCUCCCCCUCGCCAAGGGAGUCGCUUUCACUGGACCAGAUGGAAAAAAUGAAUUGCCCUGAGCGGAUGCGAUUUUAUGGACGAAAGAGGCACGAAAAGGCUUCUACGCUCUUCAGAUUCACGGCACCAUGGCUUGUUAGUGUUGUACUGGCUUUGACGAAUCUGCUAUGGCUCUGGGCAUUUCUCAAGCAGCAGAGACCGCGAGAAAGUGUAUCCCAUCAGUCCUGGAUGCCACCUGACAUUGCGAAACCUCUGCUCUUUGAGUUCAAGACUCUGUACGGAACUGGCCUGAACAACGAGUCAGAAACAGCAUGGAAUGCCCUGAUGCCAGUCGAGCAAAAAGCCAUGGUAUCCGUCUUUCAUCAGCUACACUGUCUGGUCCGUGCACAGUACAUGACGCGGGAAGGAUACUACAGUGCGCUCGAGGGCAACCCCGGCCAAGUGAGCAGCGCCCAUCUCAUGCACUGCUUUGACUACUUGCGGCAGACGAUAAUGUGCUUUGCCGACACAACACUCGAGUGGCUUCCGGCGCCUCCGAAAGAUAUAGGCAGCACGGGAUGGGGGUUCGAGCAUAAAUGUAGGGAUUUUGAUGCAAUCUCGCGCUGGGUGGAAGAUAACAGACUGAAAACAACACAUGGAAUCCAUUAG